AUGGAGGCUGAGAGGAGAGGAGGCAGAGAGGUUCUGCCCCCCUUCACUGUCCAUCCCUGCUGUUCUACCCCCCUUCACUGUCCAUCCCUGCUGUUCUACCCCCCUUCACUGUCCAUCCCUGCUGUUCUGCCAGAGGUUCUGCCCCCUUCACUGUCCAUCCCUGCUGUUCUGCCCCCUUCACUGUCCAUCCCUGCUGUUCUACCCCCCCCUUCACUGUCCAUCCCUGCUGUUCUGCCCCCUUCACUGUCCAUCCCUGCUGUUCUGCCAGAGGUUCUGCCCCCCUUCACUGUCCAUCCCUGCUGUUCUACCCCCCUUCACUGUCCAUCCCUGCUGUUCUGCCAGAGGUUCUGCCCCCCUUCACUGUCCAUCCCUGCUGUUCUGCCCCCUUCACUGUCCAUCCCUGCUGUUCUACCCCCUUCACUGUCAUUCCCUGCUGUUCUGCCCCCUUCACUGUCCAUCCCUGCUGUUCUACCCCCUUCACUGCCCAUCCCUGCUGUUCUGCCCCCUUCACUGUCCAUCCCUGCUGUUCUGCCCCCCUUCACUGUCCAUCCCUGCUGUUCUACCCCCUUCACUGUCCAUCCCUGCUGUUCUGCCCCCUUCACUGCCCAUCCCUGCUGUUCUGCCAAGGCUUCUGCCCCCUUCACCGCCCAUCCCUGCUGUUCUGCCAAGGCUUCUGCCCCCUUCACUGCCCAUCCCUGCUGUUCUGCCCCCUUCAAUGUCCAUCCCUGCUGUUCUGCCAAGGCUUCUGCCCCCUUCACUGUCCAUCCCUGCUGUUCUGCCAAGGCUUCUGCCCCCUUCACUGCCCAUCCCUGCUGUUCUACCAAGGCUUCUGCCCCCUUCACUGCCCAUCCCUGCUGUUCUACCAAGGCUUCUGCCCCCUUCACUGCCCAUCCCUGCUGUUCUGCCCCCUUCCCUGCCCAUCCCUGCUGUUCUGCCAAGGCUUCUGCCCCCUUCACUGCCCAUCCCUGCUGUUCUUCCAAGGCUUCUGCCCCCUUCACUGUCCAUCCCUGCUGUUCUGCCCCCUUCACUGUCCAUCCCUGCUGUUCUGCCAAGGCUUCUGCCCCCUUCACUGUCCAUCCCUGCUGUUCUACCAAGGCUUCUGCCCCCUUCACUGCCCAUCCCUGCUGUUCUACCAAGGCUUCUGCCCCCCUUCACUGCCCAUCCCUGCUGUUCUACCAAGGCUUCUGCCCCCUUCACUGCCCAUCCCUGCUGUUCUACCAAGGCUUCUGCCCCCUUCACUGCCCAUCCCUGCUGUUCUGCCAGAGGUUCUGCCCCCUUCACUGUCCAUCCCUGCUGUUCUGCCAAGGCUUCUGCCCCCUUCACUGUCCAUCCCUGCUGUUCUGCCAAGGCUUCUGCCCCCUUCACUGUCCAUCCCUGCUGUUCUGCCCCCUUCACUGUCCAUCCCUGCUGUUCUGCCAAGGCUUCUGCCCCCUUCACUGUCCAUCCCUGCUGUUCUGCCAAGGCUUCUGCCCCCUGCUGUUCUGCCAGAGGUUCUGCCCCCUUCACUGUCCAUCCCUGCUGUUCUGCCAGGGCUUCUGCCCCCUUCACUGCCCAUCCCUGCUGUUCUGCCAGAGGUUCUGCCCCCUUCACUGUCCAUCCCUGCUGUUCUGCCAGGGCUUCUGCCCCCUUCACUGUCCAUCCCUGCUUUCUGCCCCCUUCACUGUCCAUCCCUGCUGUUCUGCCAAGGCUUCUGCCCCCUUCACUGCCCAUCCCUGCUGUUCUGCCAAGGCUUCUGCCCCCUUCACUGUCCAUCCCUGCUGUUCUGCCCCCUUCACUGUCCAUCCCUGCUGUUCUGCCAAGGCUUCUGCCCCCUUCACUGUCCAUCCCUGCUGUCCUGCCCCCCUUCACUGUCCAUCCCUGCUGUUCUGCCAAGGCUUCUGCCCCCUGCUGUUCUGCCAGAGGUUCUGCCCCCUUCACUGUCCAUCCCUGCUGUUCUGCCAAGGCUUCUGGCCCCCUGCUGUUCUGCCAGAGGUUCUGCCCCCUUCACUGUCCAUCCCUGCUGUUCUGCCCCCUUCACUGCCCAUCCCUGCUGUUCUACCCCCUUCACUGUCCAUCCCUGCUGUUCUGCCCCCUUCACUGUCCAUCCCUGCUGUUCUGCCAAGGCUUCUGCCCCCUUCACUGUCCAUCCCUGCUGUUCUGCCCCCUUCACUGCCCAUCCCUGCUGUUCUGCCAAGGCUUCUGCCCCCUUCACUGUCCAUCCCUGCUGUUCUGCCCCCUUCACUGCCCAUCCAUGCUGUUCUGCCCCCUUCACUGUCCAUCCCUGCUGUUCUGCCAAGGCUUCUGCCCCCUUCACUGUCCAUCCCUGCUGUUCUGCCAAGGCUUCUGCCCCCUUCACUGUCCAUCCCUGCUGUUCUGCCCCCUUCACUGUCCAUCCCUGCUGUUCUGCCUAGGCUUCUGCCCCCUUCACUGUCCAUCCCUGCUGUUCUGCCCCCUUCACUGUCCAUCCCUGCUGUUCUACCCCCUUCACUGUCCAUCCCUGCUGUUCUACCCCCUUCACUGCCCAUCCCUGCUGUUCUGCCAAGGCUUCUGCCCCCUGCUGCACAUCUUACACCCUGCAACCCCCUGCCCCCUCCCUGCCCCCUGCUGCACAUCUUACACCCUGCAACCCCUGCCCCCUCCCUGCCCCCCUGCUAA
Molecule: messenger RNA, 2634 nt
Organism: Oncorhynchus nerka (sockeye salmon)
Lineage: Eukaryota; Metazoa; Chordata; Actinopteri; Salmoniformes; Salmonidae
Product: proline-rich protein 36-like
Exons: 2
Coding region: 1-2634 (877 amino acids)
Source: RefSeq, a predicted model, not a curated record